Vombatus ursinus (common wombat) is the source of this 2461-nucleotide messenger RNA. RefSeq names its product regulator of G-protein signaling 11-like. The record is from RefSeq and is a predicted model, not a curated record. The transcript is spliced from 17 exons. Lineage: Eukaryota; Metazoa; Chordata; Mammalia; Diprotodontia; Vombatidae. The coding region runs from base 119 to 1540 and encodes 473 amino acids. Gene Ontology annotation, biological process: regulation of G protein-coupled receptor signaling pathway; G protein-coupled receptor signaling pathway; intracellular signal transduction.
CAGAGCUUUCAGUAGCCUGGGUCGGCUUCUUUCUCUCUACUCUCCUCCUCCUUCUCUUUCUGUCCCUUCUUCUUCGCCCGAUCUGCCUGGCCCAGCUCUGCCUGCCCCUGCAGGGGCCAUGACCAUCAACGCCCUCCACCAGGGGGGCAGCUACAAAGUCCAGAUGCCAUGCCUGAGUAAGAUGGAGCGUGUGAUUGUGGGCAUGCAGGACCCAGACAUGGGUGUUAAGAUGCGGAAUCAGCGCCUGCUCAUCACAGUGAUUCCCCAUGCCAUGACCGGCAGUGACAUUGUGGAGUGGCUCAUCCAGAAAUUCUCUAUCUCAGAGGAAGAAUCUCUACAUCUGGGGAAUCUCAUUGUGAAACAUGGUUACAUCUAUCCCCUGAAGGACCCUCAAUGCCUUGUGCUCCGAGCAGAUGAUUCCCCAUACAGGUUCCAGACACCCUAUUUCUGGAUGAGCACUAAGUGGCCAGCUGCUGAACUGGAUUAUGCUAUCUAUUUGGCCAAGAAGAAUAUACGGAAACAAGGGGACCUCAUUGAGCAUGAAAAGGAUUACUAUAACCAGCUACAUAAGAAGAUCAAUCACACAUGGGACUUUGUAGUGAUGCAGGCCCGGGAGCAGCUGAGAGCAGCCAAGCAGCGUCGGAAAGGGGACAGAAUUGUCAUUGAGUGCCAGGAGCAGGCUUACUGGCUGGUGAAUCGGCCCCCGCCAGGAGUCCUGAAUGUGAUGGAGCAGGGACCUGAGCGGGGUAACUGCUAUACCACCAGGGUGCAAAUGACUAAAAAUAUGGAUUUUUAUAAGCGAGAGAUUGAGUACUGUAAGAAGGCAAUGGGUAGGACUAGGGUGAAGUCUUCUAUCUGCCUGGAAGCAUAUCUCAAGUUCAAUGAUCAGUACAUGCCCCAUGACCCCAUCAUGUCCGGCUGCCUGCCCAGUAACCCUUGGAUCACUGACGAUACGGACUACUGGUCAAUGAAUGCACCCACGGUGACGACACCUACUAAGUUACGGGUUGAGCGUUGGGCCUUUAACUUCGGAGAGCUCCUGGGGGAUCCUCUGGGCCAUAUACAGUUCAUGGAGUUCCUCAAGAAAGAGUUCAGUGCUGAGAACCUGAGCUUCUGGGAAGCAUGUGAGGACCUGCGAUACGGGGAACAGUCCAAGAUUGCUGAGAGUGUCGACUCUGUCUACCAACAGUUUCUGGCCCCUGGGGCCACACGCUGGGUCAACAUCGACAGCAAGACUAUGGAGAAGACGCUUGAAGGGAUCCGCAGACCCCAUCGCUAUGUCAUGGAUGAUGCCCAGAUGCAUAUCUACAUGCUUAUGAAAAAGGAUUCCUAUCCCAGGUUCUUAAAGUCUGACAUGUAUAAGACACUCCUAGCAGAGGCUGUGAUUCCACCAGAGACUAAGAAACGAGUGUUCCCAUUCAUGAGGAAGCAGCGCCACUCCAGCCCCAGCCCGGCCCUCCUCUUGCCCUCAGAACAGGAUCCCAAGGGGGAGGACAAGAAUAAGGCCCUGGCUUCUGCUGCCGGGGGAGGGGAAGGCUAGGCAAGGCGACAGUCCUCCCUUUCCCUCUGUGGCCACUCCUCCCUCUCCUCUGGUUGACAGCCUGGAGGAUGUAAUUGGAGAGGGGAGGGGUUGGGGGUGCCGGGUGUGGGGAAGGGGACAGAGAGAAACGCAUUUCAUGAACCGAGAUGUGUGAGGGCUCCCUCUCCUUCCUCCUUGACCCUGCCAUCUCCAGUGUCCUCCAAGGAGAGGUUAUAAUGCCCACCAACUCCUUACCCCUAAUCCUAAGAGUCAGUCUGCAGGUAUCUCACCCACCCUAGCCUUUGGCAGAGGAAGCAUGGUGCAGUGGACAAGGUGCAGCAAGGGUGCCGGUCUUAGCUCUGUUGCUAACUUGCAGCCUAACGUUGGGCAAGUCACUCUCUGGGCCUCAGUUUCCCUCCUGUACAAGUUACUUAGAUGAUCCAAAGUGCUCCCUAAGGUUUCCUCUUCCAACUCUAGAAGUCCAGUUCGGUCCCCUGUCCAGCCAACCCUGGCUUGGUGACUUCUGAGCCUUUCCACAGGCUCCAUUAGAACCUUCCUGGCUCUCCAGGCGGGUAGCUGUUUUUAUGGCUUUUUGGGGUCAGCUCAUCAAGGAGCAGCUGUUACCUAUCUUAAGGUCUCCAGGUGCCCUUCAUAUACAUGCGUGCACAUGCAUGAAACCCCAGGAGCAUACUUCAGGUUCCUGGAUAAGCAGUGGCUUCUUCUUCUUCCUUCCCAUGGCAAGCUCUCAUAGUCCCAAAAGGUGGCAAGAAGAGUAGCUCUGUUGAGCCGGACCCUCCAGGGUAGUGCAGGAACCCUGUUUGCUGGGAGGAAAAAAUAACGCAAAACUUCCUGCUUCCCAAAUAUCAGAAAAGAUUGAAGCCAUUGAUUUCCAGUUUGUCCCAAAGGGAAAUAUCUCCAAAUAAAUGAAUCUUGGAUUUGGAA